AUGGCGACCCAACCCGCAACGACAACGACGACGACGGCGGCACAGUCCACGACGACGACAGGGGCGGCGGAGCUCCGACGCCAGCUCCCGGGGCCGGGCAUCGUCGUGGCGCCGGGCGUGUACGACGGCAUCAGCGCGCGGAUGGCCAUCAAGGCGGGCCACACCGCCCUCUACCAGACGGGGGCGGGCACCUCGGCCUCGCGCCUCGCCCGCGCCGACCUCGGCUUCCUCAGCAUGGCCGACAUCGUCUCGGCCGCCGGCGUAUCCAUCAUGGCCUCCCCCGCCUCUCCCUCGUCCACCCGUCGCAUCGUGCCCGUCAUCGCGGAUGCUGAUGUUGGCUUCGGAGGUGCACCCCAGGUCGCUCGGACGGUACAGGAAUACCACCGGGCCGGGAUCGCCGCACUGCACAUCGAGGAUCAAGUCGCCUCGAAGCGGUGCGGCCACCUCGAUUCAAAGCAGCUCGUAUCCAAGCAAGACUUUAUCGCGCGCAUCAAGGCGGCAAAGUACGCCCAGGACCAGCUGGCGUGCGCGCCCGCCGACCGCAUCCUGCUCAUCGCCCGCACCGAUGCGCUGGGCGUGCUCGGCCUCGACGACGCCCUCGACCGCCUCCGCGCCGCACGCGAUGCCGGCGCCGAAAUGGGCUUCCUCGAAGGGAUCCAGACCGACCAGCAGGCCCGCACCGCCAUCGAGGCUCUCGGAGACUGGCCCCUCCUCGCCAACUGCGUCACCGGCGGCAAAUCCCCGCUCUGGACCGCCACCGACGUACAGCGACUCGGUUUCAGGCUCGCCAUCUUCCCGUGCGCCGGCAUCUUCCCCGCCGCAAAGGCCCUCCUCGCCUCGUACGCCCACCUCGCCGAUAGGGGCAUCGGUAUCGAGGCCUCCACCGACCCCGCCACCAGCUCCGUCGAUCUCGGCGGCGCGGAUCCGAGGGGCCUGCGCAACUUUUUCGCCGAUAUGGGCCUCGAUGACGAGGUUGCCAUCGACCUGCUCGCCGCUGAGGGCGCGGGCCUGGGCAGCGUCUGA
Pseudozyma flocculosa PF-1 is the source of this 1023-nucleotide messenger RNA. RefSeq lists its product as uncharacterized. The record is from RefSeq and is a predicted model, not a curated record. Lineage: Eukaryota; Fungi; Basidiomycota; Ustilaginomycetes; Ustilaginales; Ustilaginaceae. Bases 1 to 1023 code for a protein of 340 amino acids. The transcript has 2 exons. Gene Ontology annotation, molecular function: catalytic activity.